Molecule: messenger RNA, 717 nt
Organism: Dibothriocephalus latus
Lineage: Eukaryota; Metazoa; Platyhelminthes; Cestoda; Diphyllobothriidea; Diphyllobothriidae
Source: the annotation of a GenBank genome assembly
AUGCUGAUUUUCUUCUGUAGUAGUGGAAUCAAUUUGAAGCUUGUCCAGGUGCAAAUAUAUUUUCGCCAUGGUGCGCGAACCCCUCUGCAUUAUGUCAAAUCUCCGGUUUGCGACGCAGAUUGGCCGAAGUCGACAACGGCUGAUGUACCCAAAACGAUGAUCCCUUUCGUUCAUCUUGAUCGCGAUACUCAGAAAGUUGUUGAUGAGGAGACAGUGGACCUUAUCUACAAACCGUUCCAUCUUCCAGGGGGUGAAUGUAUUGGCAUGCUGACAUCGAUCGGACAGGAAAACCUCUACGACCUAGGUGUACGCCUGAGAAAUGAUUAUGCCAAAAGUGGUCUACUUCUUUCCGAUCCACCUAAACUAUCAGAAUUUCAGUCUACUCGAAUUGGCCGCAAUAUCAAAUCAAUGCGUUGCAUAGCCGCUGGACUAACUAACGGUCAAGUUUCAGGACCCGUUAAAAUAACAUCCAUACCUUUCGAAACCGAAUUUCUGUUUCCAAACCCAAAGAACUGUGGCGUCAUGGAUCAGGCGUUCAUUCAGGGCACAGAGGAGCUGCGCAACAACUCCCGCAUAUCCAGCCUUAAAUCUUCACUAAAGAAGGCGUUAAAACUUGACAGGCUUGUCGAUGAACUCGAAAAAAAUAAAAACAGACCGAUAGAAGACUGCCAAGUCUAUUAUGUUCGUGACGAUUACAUAGCACGAAAGGUUAGUUAA